Molecule: messenger RNA, 978 nt
Organism: Salvia miltiorrhiza (redroot sage)
Lineage: Eukaryota; Viridiplantae; Streptophyta; Magnoliopsida; Lamiales; Lamiaceae
Exons: 2
Coding region: 1-978 (325 amino acids)
Source: RefSeq, a predicted model, not a curated record
AUGUGGAGGUUUUUGAAUGGAAAAGAAGUUCUGUGGGUUAGAGUUGUUAAAUCUUUAUAUGGGGAGUUGGUGUGGGGGGAGGAUGGUUUCAGGUGCGAAAGGAGGAUGAGGGCAGGGACAGGGUGGUGGGAGAAGAUCGUGGCAGCAGGGAAAGGGACGGUGGGGUCUUGGUUUGUGAAUAACUUAUGUCGAAGGGUAGGGGAUGGGGGGAAUACACGAUUUUGGACACAGAAAUGGGCGGGGGAAAGACCUCUUUCUUUUAGGUUUCCAAGACUGUUUAACCUUUGCGAAAACAAGGAGGCGCUUGUCAGCGAUAUGGGGAGGUGGGAGAACGGGAAGUGGGAAUGGGAGUUGCGGUGGAGAAGGGAACUUUUUGAGAGGGAGGAGGAGUCAGUUAAUUCUUUACUGCUGUGUAUUUCUGGUUGUGUAAUUCAUGCAGGAGAAACUGAUGGAUGGACAUGGAAGGAGAAUAAAGAUGGCAUCUAUACAACAAAAUCUGCUUACUCUUGCUUGCAGGCAGAAAGGAAAGACGGCACGGAAGCAAAUGACAGUUCGAAGACAGCGGCGAUGGUGUGGGAUGCCCCAGCUUUACAAAAAGCUAAAGUGACAGCUUGGCGAGCGCUUCGGAAGAGACUUCCCACGUGUGAUAACUUGAGAAGGAGAAACAUUGUGAUUGAUGAUGUGGAAAUGAACUGCAACGCAUGUUUUUCACCAGUUGAAACUGUCGACCAUACCCUCUUACACUGUCCCAAGGCCUCCGCUGUUUGGGAUGGUAUCAUGAGAUGGAUCGGUUUACAGUCGGUUCGCCCACAAGGUUUGGAAGCACAUUUUCUUUUGUUUUCACAGCUUGGCAAUGGGAAGAAGUGCACUAAGUUUUUGAAGUCUCUUUGGGUGUGCACUAUUUGGAUUCUCUGGAGACAAAGAAACGCAAGCAGAUUCGAAGCCUCUGACUUUGGUAUCUCUGGUACCAGUUUUUAA